AGAAUUCAACACUGAAUGAAACCGCUCUUCCUUGCAUUUCCCUUUCCAGGUCAGCUGUAUGGACUAGAGAAGUUCUGGGCCUUUUUGAAAUAUUCAAAGAUAAAGAACCAGCCUAUUGAUCCGAAGCUGCAGGAACACCUCUCGCAGUUCAAGAACUUGGAGGACUUCAGGGUGGUGCCCCCGAUAGGAGACGAUGGCAGCAGGAGGAGGCGUACCUCGUCCUCGGCUGGGGAUGAAGGGAGGCGUCGGAGACAUCCUUCCAACACUACCUCAAAGCCCGCACAGGCCUCCAAAUCCUCCAGCACUUCAGCUGAGUCUGCCUCAGCCUCCGCCGCUGCACAGACCACGCCCAAAGACAAAGCCCAGAAAGCAGCAGCGACAACAUCUGCACAGGGCAAGAAGACAGAAGCCAGAGCUGGGAAGAAGGAAAGUGGUGCACCAAAUAAAUAAAGCUCCCCUCCCGUAAGCGUGGGUUUGAAAAGAAGCAAAGUGGGGCGGCUGCAGCGCUCAUUCGUUUCAGAGGCAAACUGCUUGGGUGUGAAGAGAGACUGAGCGUGGUUGAUCCGAUUUGAUUGUUUUUAUCAGUGCAUUUCAUUUAAAAGCAAAGCAUAGGCAGCGAGCUUGAAUGUGUUCACCUGACAGCUCAUAACGUUUACAAAAAUAAAUGCAUUCCCUGCAUUUUGCCUUUUCAGAUGCCAAACUAUUCAACAAAUACUUUGAUUUCAACGAUAUGUAAGCCGCGCUGGUCUAUAUAGGGCUGUUAAACUGUGAUUCUAGUUUGCCAAGAUAACAGACACUGCACACAGUGUGACUAAUCGGAUACAGCAGGAUGUCGGGCGUUUUCUCAUUAAGUAAAAUAGUCGGCAUUCUGCUUUUUUAAAAGUCUUCCUAAUUGAUUAUUUGGGAUUCAGAUGUGUUUAAAUUUGAAAACAGUUGCAGGUUUGUUUGUUUUUUUUUUCUUUUCUGAGGAUGUAAACUUCUGUUUUUAUCAUGACAAUCAAAGUUGAGUCUUAAAGUGCCCAUAUUAUCAUUUUAUUUGGGGGGGUCUGCUAGAUUAGGUUUACAUGUUUUCCCCCAUUCUGUCCAUUAUUGCAGCACCGUCUGUCUGUAAGGCUCUGCUUUUAGCUCCUUUCUGUCCGGAAAAGCACAGUCUCUGGGAAUUUGGCUCCAUUAAUGCAGUACAUGUGAUCAUGGAGAGUUAAAGAAACAAGCGUGAUCGUAACAUACACCAUGCUAACACUAAACCAUAGACAGUAUAAGAGAAGGAUGCAACUUUUAGCUCUAAGGAGUGAAGCCAGUGUGGAAGUGUUUUAUCUCUUUACCCCUUUAAAGCCUACUAGAAGUAACCCUUGAUGCUCUUGUCGGAGCCGAAUGGUUCCGAUCAUAUUUCAUGCCUGCUUAUAGAACAAGAUGACUGGGUGUGCAAUAGACGGUAGUGAGGUUGGUCUCUGCUUAUGCAGCUUCCCUCGGAGAAACCCGCAAACUGUUGUAAUGGUCGUCAAACCACGUCUUUAUUGAUAUGUACUGAGGUAUCAAACCUCGUCAUUAAGGAUACAAUGAAAGUAGAUAAAUGUUGUCUUUAUGAGGAAAAGAGCUAAAACUAUUUGUUUUAAAUAGCCACCAGGGGGCGAUACCUGUGGCUGCAAAAACAUAUGGUCCUAUAGAAGUCUAAUGGAAAAGAGCCCUUGGAUUUGACCAGUGAAAACACUUUCCUCAAUCACCCAGUUAAAGAAAUCCCAGAAGGUUGAAUGUGUUCAUCUGGAGGUAGCAUUUUUUUCUGUGGGAAAAAUGUGUGUUUGGUCGUGCUACGUUUCAGAAAGGAGGAUUAUCCAGGGUUUGCUCACUUGUAGGUGACAUCACAGUGCACAUAGUAAUAUUGCUUGCUUCAUCAGGCUGUUAGUCAUUCACACUCAGGUCCCCUUAGAAUUCUUUCCUUCUGGCUUCCUUCAUACUCUUCCACAACAAUGACAAAAGAGCCACAUUAAACCUGCUAAAAAGAACUGUUGCUUUUCUAGGGAGAUGUUUAGCAAAGUGUAACCAUACUUGUGAAUGUUUAGCUCUGUCUUUCAUUGGCAUCAGUCUGUGUGCUGCAUGGUGCUGCUGAGAGAGCUCGUACCCCUCCCACACAGGCUCUGAUAGCAAAAAUUCAUCAUGGAGAAAUGUUUAUUGUUAUUGCAAUUGAGAAAGGGAGUGGCUGAGAUCAAAUGUUCAUGCUAUUGCCGUUUAGGGAAUUGACUGUGAGCUCAGUGACUCACAAAGAUGCACUAACGCCGUGCACAGUCAUAACCUGUGCGUGCCUGUCCGUUAAAAGUGACCGCUACUCAUGUGUGGUCACAUUACGCCUGUAAGAUUUUAGUCUGAGAUUUCACUGAAAAGUGAAAAGGUGCUCUUUCACACAUGAAGCUAACAUGUUCAGAUACUGUCAGAUUAAUGGAAACUGGGGGGGAUGGUUGACUGACUACAGCUACAAGGUGGACAUUGUUACAAGUCAUGGAAAAAAGCCUAGACUGUAAAAGAGGCAUUUCAAGUAGUUCAUCAGGAGUGAGGACUAUUACAGACUAAAGGAUAGAGGACAAACCAAAAAAAAAAACCCAUAAUAGGGGCACUUAAAAUUAGUGAAGGACUCGCACCAAAGCUGCUGCUCCAUAACAAUGUUUUUACUCUCUGACAGACAUUGCAGCUAAACUACAAUGUUUUUGUUUAAUUUACAGCCUGCAAAAAUUCAUCUGGGACACUUGACGUCCCAUUUUACAACCAGAAGUAGUAUAAUUUAUUUUUAUUUUUCCAUGUAUUUGAUGGAUGGAAUAGUCUUAGGUAAGCAUUGCAGUUCUUAAUUGCUUUUUGCUAUUGAAUAAAAUUAAAAUGUUUAAAAAAAACGUAAAAAAAAAAAAAACGUUUCUGCUGGAAUAAUGGGUGUGAGCUAGCAUCAUAAAACUACAGUAUAUUUUAGCUUGAAGUUUAUAUUUUGUUUGAGGCUUGGUGCUCUAGAGCACUUUAAUGAUUAACUUUCCUUUUAUUUCACCAAUGAACUUAAAAUGUGUUUUAGAGCUGACUUUAACGGGAAAAAAAUGUAAAUACUAUAAAAAAUCAUUUUGCCAUUAUUCAUUUGAUUUUUGAGAAGUGAUUUGUUUUAUUGGUAGUGUGGUGUUGAGUGUGUUUCUAGGGUAAAGCAGUGCAUGUUGAUGAAUUGUAAAAUGCAAAAAAAUAUAAAAUACUGAUUGUACAAAA
This is a messenger RNA of Neolamprologus brichardi, 3228 nucleotides long. NCBI's taxonomy places the organism in Eukaryota, Metazoa, Chordata, Actinopteri, Cichliformes, Cichlidae. The record is from RefSeq and is a predicted model, not a curated record.